AUGGUGCUGUGGGAGUCCCCGCGGCAGUGCAGCAGCUGGACACUUUGUGAGGGCUUUUGCUGGCUGCUGCUACUGCCGGUGAUGCUGCUUAUCGUAGCCCGGCCGGUGAAGCUCGCAGCUUUCCCUACCUCCUUAAGUGACUGCCAAACGCCCACCGGCUGGAACUGCUCUGGUUAUGAUGACAGAGAAAAUGAUCUCUUCCUCUGUGACACUAACACCUGUAAAUUUGAUGGUGAAUGUUUAAGAAUUGGAGACACUGUGACAUGCGUCUGUCAGUUCAAGUGCAACAGUGACUAUGUGCCUGUGUGUGGUUCCAAUGGGGAGAGCUAUCAGAAUGAGUGUUAUCUGCGGCAGGCUGCGUGCAAACAGCAGAGUGAGAUACUGGUGGUGUCUGAAGGAUCCUGUGCCACAGAUGCAGGAUCAGGAUCCGGAGAUGGAGUCCAUGAAGGCUCAGGAGAAACCAGUCAAAAGGAGACAUCCACCUGUGAUAUUUGCCAGUUUGGUGCAGAAUGUGAUGAAGAUGCUGAGGAUGUCUGGUGUGUGUGCAACAUUGACUGUUCUCAGACCAACUUCAAUCCCCUGUGUGCUUCUGAUGGGAAAUCUUAUGAUAAUGCAUGUCAAAUCAAAGAAGCAUCAUGUCAGAAACAGGAGAAAAUUGAAGUCAUGUCAUUGGGUCGAUGUCAAGAUAACACAACUACAACUACUAAAUCUGAAGAUGGGCAUUAUGCAAGAACAGAUUAUGCAGAGAAUGCUAACAAAUUAGAAGAAAGUGCCAGAGAACACCACAUACCUUGCCCAGAACACUACAAUGGCUUCUGCAUGCACGGGAAGUGUGAACACUCUAUCAAUAUGCAGGAGCCGUCUUGCAGGUGUGAUGCUGGUUAUACUGGACAACACUGUGAAAAAAAGGACUACAGUGUACUGUAUGUUGUUCCUGGCCCAGUCCGAUUUCAGUACGUCUUAAUCGCAGCUGUGAUUGGAACGAUUCAGAUUGCCGUCAUCUGUGUGGUGGUUCUUUGCAUCACAAGGAAAUGCCCCAGAAGCAACAGAAUUCACAGACAGAAGCAAAAUACAGGGCACUACAGUUCAGACAACACAACAAGAGCGUCCACGAGGUUAAUCUAA
Molecule: messenger RNA, 1125 nt
Organism: Budorcas taxicolor (takin)
Lineage: Eukaryota; Metazoa; Chordata; Mammalia; Artiodactyla; Bovidae
Gene: TMEFF2
Product: transmembrane protein with EGF like and two follistatin like domains 2
Exons: 10
Coding region: 1-1125 (374 amino acids)
Molecular function (GO): protein binding
Source: RefSeq, a predicted model, not a curated record